Molecule: messenger RNA, 1788 nt
Organism: Ixodes scapularis (black-legged tick)
Lineage: Eukaryota; Metazoa; Arthropoda; Arachnida; Ixodida; Ixodidae
Gene: bs
Product: serum response factor homolog
Exons: 7
Coding region: 413-1549 (378 amino acids)
Biological process (GO): positive regulation of transcription by RNA polymerase II
Molecular function (GO): protein dimerization activity; DNA-binding transcription factor activity, RNA polymerase II-specific; RNA polymerase II cis-regulatory region sequence-specific DNA binding
Source: RefSeq, a predicted model, not a curated record
UGCGCCUCUUGGCUCCUCCGCAUUCAACAUGAACUCCUGACUGUGGGAGCGUUUGUCGUAAGGGCGUGUUCGUGUGGGUACGUGCUUCACGGCUUCGGCAACACCUGCGAGCUCGUGCGAGCGCCGCAAUUGAUUGGUAACGCUCCCCGGCGAAAGAACAGCACCAACGUCGGCUAAAAGUCAGGUCCGUUGUCGCUGUGCGUGUGUGUGUGUGCGCGCGCUUGUGUGAGUUGGUCUCGGUGAGUUGGUAAACGCGCGUUCGUGCGCCUGGUUGCGCCGACGGACUUUGUGGGGCGUGGGCGAUUCUCAAAACCCACGACGUCGCCGACUGACUGGGACCCUCCGACGGAGGCUGUGCCAAAAUGAACGCGUUUCGGAAACGCGUUUUGCACUAAACAUCGCUCGAACCAAGAUGAUGCAGACAUCGAACCAGCAUGAGGAACUCAAGGCAAUGGGUUACGCGCCGUACGAGGCCGCGCAACUUGUAGGCGCCGAUCCGUCGUCGGAGCUUGACGGCAUCGUGUCCGGUGGCGGCAACAAACGGACUUCUGACGACGCUGGUAUCACCCUGGACGACAUGCUACUCCAGCAGCAGCAGCAACAGCAGCAGCAACCCAAGAAGAUGCCGCCUCCGAACGGCAAGAAGACCAAGGGACGUGUCAAGAUCAAGAUGGAAUUCAUCGAUAACAAACUACGGCGGUACACAACCUUCAGCAAACGGAAAACGGGCAUCAUGAAGAAGGCCUACGAGCUUUCGACGCUGACGGGCACCCAAGUCAUGCUCCUGGUGGCCUCGGAGACCGGCCACGUGUACACGUUUGCCACCCGCAAGCUGCAGCCCAUGAUCACGUCAGAGGCGGGCAAGGCGCUCAUCCAGACCUGCCUCAACUCCCCGGACCCUCCCCAGGGGACCACUGGGCCCGUGGGACCCAGCCCGGAUCAGCGCAUGAGUGCCACAGGCUUCGAGGAGACGGACCUCACAUACAGCGUCACUGAGGACAGCGAGAACAAGGACUCCAAGGCGCUGUUUGGCAGCCUCCUGGGAGGAGGUCCUGACGACAGCGACAGCGACGGCUCCAGCCCAGACAGCCCCCCCUUGUCGCCGCACAAGGCUGGCAGCAACAACGGUUCCCCAUCUCCCAGCCUUGCAUCAGUCCUUGGAUCAGCUGGUGUUGCAGCCGUUUCCUCAGCCAGCGGCCACUCAGGGGAGCUGUCUGCACUGUACCGCAUUGGCGGCCAGCCAGUGGUGUCGCUAGCAGGAGGUGGAAGUGGAACAGCAGCAGUGACGGUGCUACCUAGCUCCCAGCCUUCCCUGGGGACUCUCAUGUACCAGACACCCCAGGGGCUACUCUACGCUGCACCGCCGGGUGGCACCAUACCAGAAGCACUCCUGCUUAACCUGAGCCAGUCGGUGGCUCUCAAGGCAGAGUCUGCCGGUGCAGCCCAGCAGUACAUCACCAUCCCAGUACCUGUUUCAAUGGCACAGCAUCAACAACAGAUGUCUGUUGGCCAGUCAAAUUCAUCAAAGAGGGACAGAGUCGGCAAGUAGGCCCGUGCUUGCCGGAAGGGACUUUGUCGCAAUCCAUCGCCGAGGCCGAACCCAACGAUGGCCCGAGGUCUCACCACAAGUGCCACAGUUCUUGAACAUUGUCCGACAACUCCAGGACUAGGCUACCCUCCUGGUCUCUCCGCAAGGACGAGCCAAAGGCCUGGAGUCCUGCCCCCGAGGCCCUCUUCAUGUCGUUGCCAAAGGCGACGCUUGCCAAUAAAGCAUCUUUUCUCGUUUUA